UAAAUGGUCGAUUUUCCUGUUUGCUGUUCUCCAUUCGUCGCGAGUGUGUUAAUUUUGUUAAAACUUGCGCUCUGUUCCAAUCUUUAUUAUUUAUAAUAUUAGUUAAUAUUAUUUUUAUUUAAGUCCUUGAAGUUUUGUCGCAUUUGUUAUUAUUUUAUAAUUAUUGUAUAAAACGACAUAAGUGGUACUUUUGCGUUUAGACGGGAGCCAUCUUGCAAUCUCUAAUCAAAGGUCCUUGGCUCACAGUUUCGUUGUCUAGUUAAAAGUCGGAUUAAUUCAAUAUAAAGUAAUCAAAUGGCGUUAAAACGAAUUAAUAGGGAAUUACAAGACCUGGGUAGGGACCCUCCAGCACAAUGUUCGGCAGGACCACACGGAGAAGAUCUAUUUCACUGGCAGGCCACAAUUAUGGGUCCAGUAGACAGUCCCUAUCAAGGUGGAGUGUUUUUCUUGACCAUACACUUUCCAACAGACUACCCCUUCAAACCACCAAAAGUUGCAUUCACAACACGUAUCUACCAUCCUAAUAUAAACAGUAAUGGUUCUAUCUGCCUUGACAUUCUGCGCUCACAAUGGUCGCCAGCGCUCACCAUAUCUAAAGUGCUGCUGUCAAUCUGCUCACUGCUAUGCGAUCCAAACCCCGAUGAUCCCUUGGUACCAGAAAUUGCUAGGAUCUACAAAACUGACAGAGAAAAGUACAAUGAAUUAGCCCGAGAGUGGACUAGGAAGUAUGCCAUGUGAUGAGUUAAUUGUGACAUCAGCAAAACAUACAAACACAUCGCCACAGCCCUUGGCUCCACCCCUCCCCUUCAUAUGAAACCCUUUCCCCUCUAUCCGUUUGACUAUACCCUUAUCUAAAUUACUGGAUUUUUUAAAUCACAUAUUUAUGUCACAUAGUAUCAGCAUUAUUUUGAUGGUCUUCGAUAAUAAUCAUAUUGAGAUUGCAUCUAAGUAAAUAUGAUAAACACAUUUUAAUAGUUUCUGUUCAUGUAAUUGUAAGUAACAUUUUCUAUAAGAGAAAAAUAAAAUUGAUUUUUUCUGGUUUACAUUGAUGUGUCGGUAGAUGUUUUACACUCAUUUAGUUGAAGUUAACUUAGUUAAAUUUUGCAUUAAUUGAAUACAUGUAUUUCCUAAAGAAUUUGUACUUUAACUAGAUCUAAAUUGCAUUGUGAACUGUACAAUAGCCAUAUGUUUAGGAUAUGGAGCGUUGUUGCUUUACAAGUCCUGUUCACUUGAGAUUUUGUCAAUGAAUUUGUAAGUGAGCUCAUUGUUGUUACGGACAUUCUGGUUAAUGUAAGUUAAUGAUAUAACAGAAUGAGCUUGUUGACGGAGUCAAGAGAGUUAAUUUUUUUUAUUAUGACUUUUUUAAGUUAGUAAAUGUAGCGUGCUGCAGAACAGACUGAUGUUAAUGGAAGUGAUAACUUUUCUUUCAUCCACAAUAUUUGAUGUGGUAGUUGACGCUCCAAUAGUUUAAACAUUACAGUAUAAAUUACAGUGUAUCUCAUAAGAUGAUAAGUUAUGAUUAAUCUAGUUUUUUUUUCAAUACGGCGAUCUUUAUAUUAUAAUUUUAUCUAAUAUAUAUUGUGGUUGUAAGGACAUCUGCGUUGUGAUUUCCAAGUCAUCCUUUCCAUGAAGACCAUCCUCACUCCCCUUGAUCUGAUCUUUUGGCAAUCUGGCUCUACUGAAUGGCAUUUGUGGCAUUAUGGUGUGUUACUUUACAGCUGCAAGAGAAAGCUUUUGUUCACUUGGUUAACACAGGGAGAGAGAGAAACUUUAAGCUUUUCAAACUGUAAUCCAAUCGACAAGACGUAUUUUAGCUUCACUAAAUUGUAAGAAACAAUAAAUUAUUGUGUAUGUAAAUAA
Molecule: messenger RNA, 1860 nt
Organism: Colias croceus (clouded yellow)
Lineage: Eukaryota; Metazoa; Arthropoda; Insecta; Lepidoptera; Pieridae
Gene: eff
Product: ubiquitin-conjugating enzyme E2-17 kDa
Exons: 5
Coding region: 295-738 (147 amino acids)
Biological process (GO): protein polyubiquitination; ubiquitin-dependent protein catabolic process
Cellular component (GO): nucleus
Molecular function (GO): ubiquitin conjugating enzyme activity
Source: RefSeq, a predicted model, not a curated record